AUGAUGACAACAAUAGAAAAAGAAUCAAUAACAUUGAUGUUAACAACAAGGACUACAAAAACAUCAUCAGCGACUAUAACUACAAAACUAUCAACGGCAACAACUAAAGAAUCUUCAAUAACAAAAACAACAACAGCAACAGAAUUAUCAAUCAAAACAACUAUAGAAUCAUCAUCAACAACAACUACACAAUUAUCAACAAAAACAACUACAGAAUCAUCAAUAGCAACAACUAUAGUACCAUCAAUAACAACAACUGCAGCACCAUUAACAACAACAACAACAAUAACCAAAGAAUCAUCAACAACAAUAGACACAGAACCAUCAACAACAACAACUAAAGAACCGUUAGCAACAAUAAUAACUACAGAACCAUCAUUAACAGGGCCACCAGAUAUGUAUGGCGAUGCUGUGGUUGUCGCUGUCGGCGAAGAAGCUUCAUUUCAUUUUUUUCCUCUCAGCGGUCGCUCGGCUGCUUGGAAUGCAUCUUUAAUUAUGAGGAUAAAUUAA
Molecule: messenger RNA, 510 nt
Organism: Adineta steineri
Lineage: Eukaryota; Metazoa; Rotifera; Eurotatoria; Adinetida; Adinetidae
Source: the annotation of a GenBank genome assembly